AUCACUUGAAGACGUAUGAGACAUGAUAUGGUUUGCCAUGCCUUUAUUUAUAUAAAUUUAUUAUUAAAAUCGUCGAGAGGUAAAGGAAAGUGGUUGAAUAUUUCAUUUAGGGAUAAAUUAUUUCAGAUGUGACUUCUGUCCCAGAAUAUCGUCUGUUUGUUUAUAUUCGUUGACGGGAGAAGGUGGGAAAGGUAAUUGGAAAAGAAGUAGACAGUCUUUGAGAUGGCCUCCCCUGUUGGAGAGGACAACUUAGAAGAUAUUCCUAUUGAUGACUUCAAGGGAGCCACGCUUCGACUUGACCCAGCCUCAGGACAGCCCUCAAGGAGUGUUAGUCCGAGCGGACAUGACAGCAAUGCCAGUGCACCUAGGUUUCCCGAAGAAAGAGCGCGCCCCAUACUUAAACCUUCAGUCAGCGAUCCAACUGCAGACAUAGUUACUCCGCCCACUCCAGAUCAGGCAAACAGCUUUUACUGUGGACAAGGCCUUAGUAGGUCUUUUUACCAACAACCUCCUAUUGGAAGACCACGAAGAGCUUCUUGGCACGCAGAAACAGGCAGCGAAAAUGGUAUCGGCGAGUUUUUCUCUGUUAGAGUCGGUGCGCUCGAACAGGCUGUGGAAGAAUGCCGUCUCCUGACUGAUCCUGAGUUGGACGGUGCUAUAAAAGGAGCUUGGCUGCUGACAGAAAUUAAUCACUGGGAUAUUGAAAAAGAGCGUGUUGUAGUACUGUGCGAACUGUCUCUUCUUGUCAUAAAGUACGACUUUAUUGCCCUCCGCUAUGUUGACUACACACGAAUCUACCUGAAUUCAUUAGAGCACUUGCAAGUCGGGGAACUGACUUAUCCCAGUCAUUCUCUUGUUCCGAGAAUAAGUGGUAUAGCAGGGGGAGUUGUAACAGUCAUACGUAGCUGUCUCCUGAACCGAUUGCAGAACACCAUCGCCACGCUUAGCUCCCGAGGCGCUGCAACUUCUAGUGCCUCUGACAAGGGAGAGCCAGAUUCACAUUUUUCCCUCUCUGCUGUCAGUUUUGAACCAAGAACGCGAAAUAUGCAAGGAUUCCGUGUGACGUGGAACACCGGACAUGAAGUGUCCUUUGCUCAGAAGUGGAACCCAUGGAGCCGGGACAUCCCAUACACAACAUUCACCUCGCAUCCCCUCUACUGGUAUACAGGUUGUGAAAACAGCACUUAUGAUGCUAAGUCUCUGUCCAAAGAGAUCAAGUUAGCUGUGGAGGAACUCCAGGAUCGUCCAGAUGCUGUGGCCACUUGCAUUGUGAGCCAAAGUCCCAUAGUAAUCGAGAAUUACGUGGGCAUCGCAUCCUUGCUUCACAACGCCACGGAACUUGGGUUCUUCAAACUACGAGGAAAAGUAUUGCGGAUUGCAGCCUGAGCAUUACUGAAUUGUGAAAGCUACCUAAAGUUGUACUUGAAUGCUUGAAGACUGAAGAUCAGUUUCACUUUUGAUAUACAGUAUAAGACUGAGGAUCCUCAGGUGACGGAGGUAGACAUAAAGGUUAUACAUAUAUAUAUAGUAUAUAUAUACAGUAUAUAUAAUACAUAGGAUUUGAUAUUUUGUCUAAAAGAAAAUAGGUAGUGCCUCCAUGAUAUGAAAAGGCAUUUAUAAACUUCACUUGCUUCCUUUCUUUAGAUGAUACCUCACACGUCCUCAUGGCAGAAGAACUGCAAAUGUUGUGCAUUGGCAGCCUUGCCCCUUCACCAGAUGUAUUUGAUUGUUCUCUGAGAGACUGAACUCACUUGCAGCUUAGAUACAAAAAGAGAAAGUUGAAAUAAGUUUGAAAUAGCCUUAUGUUUAUGUAAUGGUACUUUUUAUUGUUCUUCUGUGAACUCAGAUAUCCAUAUACAUCUGUAGGGUGGUGCAGACACUCAAUUGUACGGUUAUACUAUCCUUUUUUCAUGUCCUUGCAGAGAACAAAAGAGUCAGAUGUUUGAUACUAGAAGGAACCCGAAACAUGUUUGCAAGGAUUGAGUUCCAGAGAAGACCUUGAAUAGUUCUUAUAAGAGCAGGUUAUCUUUUCACUUGAUAUUAGAGAAAACACAGCCUCUGUUUAGGGUUGGAAUCAGGUCUUUGAGAGAGAUGUAUGUAAGGUAUCAAGUACUACUAUACUAAUCAUCCUUAUUAGCUUUGUCAAUCCAGUUGCUACACUUUUCUAGUAAUGUUGAAUUAAGGCCAAUUUCAUAUCUUUAUACAUAAUAUUAAUAUAAUACCAAUAAUAAUAAUGAUUCUAAACAGUAUGAUGAUUAAUUUUUAAAAUUUUGUUUGUCACACUAUGAUGAUGAAUCACUAAAUUCAAAUAUAUCCUACAUCAUUUAAAUGUUUUGAAUGUUGAGGAGUCAUGUUUUAAGUAUGCACUUGAAGUACAGGUAGUUAUUUAUUCUGUCUUACAUACAGAAAGCCAAGAAUCUGUCAGCAGUGUUUUCUAAGUCCUGCAUGAAGUAGAAUUGUUUACUUUUGGUAGUUCAGUGUUUGUUUAUAUGGUAAGGCUAGUCAAGAUUGUAUUGACCAAACAAACAAAAGAUCGGGUAAGGGAGAGGAAGGAUGCAAGAAUGUAUAGAUCAGGGAAAAGAGAUGGAAGAAACUUGGAAGUAGUACCCGAAAUUGUUAUUUUUCAGUGUCCAUUUAUGAAAUUUAUAAGAACAUGUAGUCUCAAUAAGAAUUGUGUGCACUGGACUGUUUCCAUUAAAUUCUGAUUCCAUAUGUUUUGGAUGUAAUCAUGCAGUUUAAUAGGAGGUUGGAGCAAUAUGUGACAGGAAAUGAUAAUUCAAAGACCUUUGGAAAAUAUUUAAGGGAGGGUUAUUAGCAAUGUGGAACUUAUUUGAAGUGUCCUAAGGGAUUAUUCAUCUUAUUUGUUGAAUUUAUUUUUUGUGAUUGGUAAAAGAUGUACUAUGUUUGCAAAGUUUGAACAUAUUAGAGGCUCUGUUUUGUCAUCCCAGUGGAGAGUAACUACCUGUGCUAGGAACAUUCACCUUUGCUUGCUGGAAUCUCAAUGACAAAGAUAUGUGUUCCAUUUAUGAUAAGUAUUACCAAUGCAUUGCAUUAGGGGCAUAGGUGUUAUAUAUUUGCGCACUCAGCAUUUUAUGAAAGGAAGUAAUUUUAUGUCAUUCAAGUCAACUGCUGAAGAGGAGGAAAGUUUUCUUGGUUUGCCAGUACCCAGGGUGGUCAGCCACUGCUUAAGCUACAAAGUCAGGUAAAAAGUAUUUCAAGCGUUGAAAGAGAAACUCAGUCAGAGAGAGUGUCACGGCCGUAAUAUACUGAGCGAUCCAGGUGAAUUGCUCAAAGUCAUGUGGUUUUUUUUUAUUUAAUAUCUUUGCAUAUCUAUUUAUGCUUUGUCUUGCAAAUACCAGAAACAAUUUUCAUUUAGAUAGUUUUCUCAUGACAGUACUCUGACAAUAUUUGCUUAUGCUUGCUUGAAUCUAGUGAAUUUAAUUUUUGAAAUUUUCUAUGGUUUGUUAUGUGCCAAAAAACAUUCCUUAACACAUUCUUCUUAUGGUACUUUAUAUAUAUAUAUAUAUAUAUAUAUAUCUAUAUAUAUAUAUAUAUAUAUAUAUAUAUAUAUAUAUAUAUAUAUACAGGCAGUCCCCGGAUUACGACGGGGGUUCCAUUCUUGAGACGCGUCGUAAGCCGAAAAUCGUCGCAAGCCGGAACAACGUGAAAUACCCUAAGAAAACCUUACUUUUAAUGCUUUGGGUGCAUUCAAAACUAUGUAAACUGCAUUCUUAUUUCAUUUUUCAUAAAAAAAAACCUUCAAAUAUUGAUUAUUUUGUAUUUUUGGUGUCAUAUUUCUUCUGCCAGAUGAGCGUUGUAGGCGUCGUAACCCUGGAAAUAGUUUCUGAUGAAUAUAAUUGAAAAGCGUCUUAACCUCGGAACGUCGUAAGUCGAACCCCUCGUAACCCGGGGACUGCCUGUAUAUAUAUAUGUAUAUAUAUGGUGUGGGUGUGUGUGUGUGUGUGUGUGUGUGUAUGUAUUAUUUCAUGGUACUUGAUAAUUUAAUGAUUUACCAGUAUAGUAUGCCCGUAUUCUCUUCUCUUCUUUUCAUGAUGACAUUGCUUCUGAAAUAUCUCUAGUACUAGAUGAUGAGCCUGUGGAGCAAUGCAAUUUGUGUCAUGGUAUCAGUAUAUUGUAAUGAUUUACUUAUUUAUUUUCUCAGUAUAGCAGUUUCAUGGUUAAUUUCAACACUGGGGAGAUAAAAUCCACAGUUAUGUACUUGUAAUAUUGAACAGUGUUCAGCAUUAAAAAUAAUAGAGUUGCCUACAUUUGAAAGGCAGUAUCCCACUUUGCAUCACACACUGAUGGUUCUUUGCAAAGCUGGAUUUCUUUCUGCCUCUUACCUUCCACCCACUUCCUGUAGUCUUGAUUAAGGCAAACAUGUUAAAAUUUGACAAGUUUACAAUUGUUGAUUUUGUUUCUCCAUUGUCUGUGUUGUUGAGAAGCAUUUCUGCUUUAUUACUGUACUUAAUUAAAUUUGAGUUCUAAUUCUGUUAAUUAUGAACUUGACUUAAACAAGAAUUUUAACUUAAACCAAAGAAUUUGCCAUUAAGUGCAACAUUUUUAUGUCAGUUAUACUUAAGAUUUCCUCAUUGUUUAUAAUUCUGUGAUCACUUUAUCUUACUUAAGAAGAAGCCAGAUUCCAGUGCUGCAUAUUCUCCCAUGUUCGUUCAUUCCUAUGAAGUUCAACUUAGUCUCACGUAUUUCAACUGGAAGUUGCAUCUAGUCUCACAGUGACGUCAUAAAACAAGUCCCUGGGCAGGUACUUAUGAUUGUAUUGUUCCUGUGUUAUCCUCCUGUUAUUUUGGACAGAGAUUAUCCACACUCCAAUCCUCUUAUACAAAAUGUACAUGAUGCUUCUGUACUUUUGCAGUAAGCACAUUAUGAUAACUUUUCUUGAAAUUGAUGCCCAUUUUCAAAGCUAUAAGUGAAGACACUAAUCCCAUCUUGAAUGCAGCCAUCUUUGUUAUUUCUUCACAAUCUUGUGAACUUAAUGUAGAUAUAUUUCUUGUCCUGUGUUUUCCAUGAAUAAGUUCUGUUCAUUCUGCUAAUGUUUUCCCAGAAUAUAUCUCCUUGAUUUAAUUUAUCCAGUGAUGACCUCUUUCAUACUAAAUAAAACCAUUUUCAAAGUUAGUGUGGAACUUGCAAUAUAUUACAGACAGACAAAUAUGUUAUUGCAUUCCAUUUGAAUGUGAAUUUUACCUUUCUAAGUUUUUCCAAAUUGAUGACUAAGCAACUCUCAGUGCAGAAUAUCCUAUGACAAAUACCACUGUCUGAUCUUAGAAUGGCCUUCUUAAUAUCACUACUGACAGUUAUUGUGUCAAAAUGGGCUGCCAUUGGCAGCCGUGGCACCGAUAACUGCGUCUUCCAUUUCAUCUUUGAGCUUUCUCAUUUUCCAUUCCUUUUGGAUAAAAAAGCAUGAUGCUAGUUACAUCCUGUGGACCUUUAUCGUUAUUGUUGGUAAGGCGACAAAAUGCACAUAAAAAAUAUGCCAAUAGUUUUUCUCAAUCUUGAUACGUGCAUGUACUGUACCUCAUCACGCUGACGAUGAUUCUUGGUACAGUACUUUUUUUUUCUUUUUAAAUUUUUUAAAUAUUCAUUAUUCAUUCUUUUGGGACCGAGGGUUUGCUUGUUACAUUGAGGCAAGUGUUUAUUCUAAGUCCAUUGUUUUUUUUAAUAGGAGGAAGUGGAUCCAAGAAAUGUGAAGAUUUCAUGUGAGGGAACAGGUUUCCUCAUUCAUGAUAUUGUAUUAUGUGUGAGUGUGUGUAUAUUCAGCUAUGCCAUAAUUUAUCCUGAAAGUAAACACUUGAUUGGAACUCUUCGUAACUUUAUAGUGUAGGCCAGUGUACAGUAUAUUCAGUCUUAUAGUCUAGUCAUCCUUGUGUAAAUGCUUCGUGGUUAACAUUUGUAGAAAUCCAUGGGAAUGGUUGGUAUAAUGUUUGUGUAACAAAAAUGAUAGAAGUUUCAAGUGAGGUAUAUUGUAUACUUUAUGAUGUUUUAUUCUUGUCAUUCUUGGUUUGCCUGCUUAAUUAUGCACUGCUAAAUACUGUAAGCACCCUGUGAUAAGAUAUAACUUUUAUGAGUGUAAUUAGUCUCUUCAGAUGUAAGGAAAUAGUUCUGAUUCUUUGAUAACUGUGAUUUUGCUCAGCAGGCAUCAGGAGAUUAACUUAAAACUUGAGUAUUCUUCUGAAAUACAACUCUUUCCUUACUGGAGACUUUCACUUUGGAAAGAUGAACUCCAGAUGUGAGGAACUCUAGAAAUGCAGCAUUUUGUGUCUUGAAAUUUAUUUGUUAAAAUAAUUGUUUUCUUUUUGUAUAUUGGACUAAUACUGCUAUAUUUCAAAAUAUUUUUUAUAGCUAUUUCCUUCUGCAUAAUUUUAUACCUGUCUCUGUGUUCAAGCACAGUUCCUUGUUGGACGAGUCGGUAACGUGCUCGACUACCAAUCUCACGGUCUGGGUUCGAUUCCCCCACUGUGCCAACAAGGAAUCAGAGUAAUUGAUUUCUGUUGAUAGAUUUCAUUUCUCGAUGUGGUUCAAAUCCCACAAUGAGCUGUAGGUUCUGUUGCUAAGUAACCAAUUGGUUCCUAGCCACGUAAAAAUGUUUAAUCCUCCGGGCCAGCCCUAGGAGAGCUGUUAAUCAGCUCAGUGGUCUGGUAAAACUAAGAUAUACUUUUUUUCUGUGUUCAAGUAUUAUAGUUUCAUUAUGCAUAAUAGUCAUUAUAAGGCAUUAAUAUUAAAAUAUAAUUUACCUUUGUCUGUUAACUGCUCAAGCAUUAUAUGUAAUUGUUCCUUUAUUUUUGAGGGCUGUGUUGUCUUUCAAACGUUUAUCUGCUGUGAAACUUGAAAUUCUCAGUUCCAAAGGUCCUUUAUUCCUCACACCGUUGGACUGUGGAACAGUCUCCUUGAGGAUGGCGAGAUGGUUAUAUUUUAAUUAUUUCCUUACAGUUUUAUCUAUUUAUUUUUUUUAAUAAGUUCAUAUUUUUUUUUCUUUUAUAAUAACUGAUCUCUCCUUUCUGCAUUUCUUAUGACCUUCUGUUAUAUCUUUAAAAUAUGCUACAUGUUCUUUGGAAGCUUGAAUUUCAAGUCAGUGGCCCCUUUGGUGGGCUUGUUCAUCAAGUUCAUCUUCUGAAUGAUAACCGUAAUGAUGAUAAUUUUAUAUUUUAUUUUUACCAUCACAGAAAAUCUGAAGUGUUGCUUGUAAAGCUUUACUCUUGGAUUUUUAUGAGAAUUGUUAAAAAAAACAAGAAGCUAUGCAUAAAAUGUACCUCACCAUCAAGUAUCAGUCAUUGUAUAUUGCAGGUAUGUGGAGGAUCUUUGGUCUUAAAUUUUUUUGCACUAUAAGCAGCAGCAUUGCCUGUAGUAAUAAAACUGAAUUUGUUUCAUUAAAAUACAUAAAGAGAGUUUUGUCUCGUAAAAGUGCAACAUUUGUUAAGAGUGUAUCAUGGGACAGUAUAAGUACAGGAAAGGAGGGAGCAUUGCAUAACAAAAGUUCUGUUUCAAGGAGGAAAUGCUUUGAAGAGUUUGUCAGUACAGGCAGUCCCCGGGUUAUGACGGGGGUUCCGUUCUUGAGACACGUCAUAAGCCGAAAAUCGUCGUAAGCCAGAACAUCAUAAAAAAUCCUAAGAAAACCUUACUUUUAAUGCUUUGGGUACAUUCAAAACUAUGUAAACUGCAUUCUUAUUGCAUUUUUCAUAAAAAAAAACCUUCAAAUAUUAUUUUGCAUUUUUGGUGUCAUAUUUCUUCUGCCAGAUCAGCAUUGUAGGCGUCGUAACCCUGGAAAUAAUUUCUGGUGAAUAUAAUUGAAAAGCGCCUUAACCUCGGAAUGUCGUAAGCUGAACCCGUCGUAACCCGGGGACUGCCUGUAUACUGCAUUCAUGUCCUUACCAAGCUUAGGUUGUUCAGGAUAGAGUGAGAAAGAGGUUGAGAAAAUUUAAAACUGCUCUAGGAACAUCUUAAUUUUGAUGAUUUUUAAUUGCUUUGUAAGAGAACAUUAUGUACUGGGCAGUCCCCAGUUAUCUGUGGGUUGCUGAUAAGCAAAUGCCAUUAACCAAAGCUCUGCAACUUGUGGCGUUUAUGGCACCAAUGACUGGUUAAUGACACCUCUGUCACAUAUGUUAUGGCUCCGUAACUCAGUGCCGAUAACCAGAACACGGCUCGUCAUGGUGCCAUAAAUUGGUGAUUUCAUAAAACCAGGUUGCCAUUAACCAAGUCUGCCGAUAACUGGGGAAUGCCUAUUUAUGUGAUUGAAUUCUUAUCUGUAAUUUUUUAAUGUGAUCAUGUUAACAUUUAAAAAAUAGAGAAAGAUAUUCACAUGCAAUAAAUGUACCACAAUACUUCAUACAGCCAAUGAAAUGAUAAAUGGUGUGCAAAAGGUGAAUUGAUGUUAUUUGAAAUAAAUACAGUUAACUGUUUUUGAGUGAAAGUUGAGUUUAUAAUAUUUAUAUGUAAUGUAAAAAAACAUAAAUUAUAGUUUUACAAGUGGCUUUCAUGCCAAAGCUAGAGGGGAAUUUGGUGUCUGUCAUAUUUUGCUUAAGGUAAAGUCGUUACAACUCAAAUUUCAGGAGGUUUGGUGGAGACUUGAUUAGAGUUGAAUCAUAAAUCCCCUACAAAGAAGACAUGUGAUGUUUACACAGAUGGAUGCAGUAUAGUUAGUGUAUUGCAAAAUUAUAUUUUUUUUUUCAAAUUUUGCAAGACCAUUGAUACUGAGUAACAUGAAUAUUUUUUUUUUGUCUGAAGCACAGAGAGUGAAUUUUAUAAUGUUUUGUAAAUCCAUUAAUUAUUCUGUGUAGAGAUUUUUUAAUUAUUUUGAGAAACAGCAUCCAAUCCUUUUUUUCUUUUGUAACGAGCUUUUAAAAUUAGUGUGUGAUGUUCAAUUUGAAUGGCAAUAGGUAUCAUUGUUGAGAGAUGGGAAAGUUGAGUAUUACUGGUUUGUGGCUUGACAAUAUACCUAUACUGUACAGUCAUUUCUUUAGAGUAGUUAGGCCCUGUAUUUUAUGACUUCAGAGAGCUUUUAGAGGCUAUUGUCUAUGUAUUGCUUGGGACCACAGGAUGAAGCUUUUGCCGUCAAUUGUGGGAUAAGCCAUUAUACUUAAAAUUCUCCCCUUUUCUUUCUAAUGAUAAUUUUACGAAGAACAGACAAUUGUUCCGACACGGCAUACAAACCUUCGGUCCUUUUACAAUAGGAAGGUACUAGCGGCAGCUGGAUAGGUCGUAAGCUUUCGAACAAGGGGUUCGGUAGUUAACUGCUUGUCCGACAGGCGCGCGCGCGCGACUGGGAGGUAAACAAAUCACUUUUGCUUUCGGCCUGCUGGCGUGUGGACGUGUAUCAUCGCUCUCUGCCCGCUUCAUCGUCGUUUGCUUUCGCAUGAUUGUGUUUUUCUUUUUCUAUGUAUCUAGUGAAACUGAAUUGUAAGUACAAUCAUUUCAUUGAAUUCAAUUGUGAAUUAAAGGAUCUUGGUUCACAACGCCCUCCGAUUACCCGAGUGCCGGGACUGAAGGGCGUAAUUGCGGGAAUUCAUUUUCCCAGAAUGAUCCUCGUAUUGUGUAUGCUCGGUGCCGAGGGCGGGAGCGCUCGCUCCGAGCGUAUAUUGGGUUGGAAAUGUGUAGAUGAAAAUCGUAAGUAAGUGCUCUUUUCAUUUAUAUUUUUUUGACCUGUAUGCCCGUUGCCGAACGAAUGCGCUCGGCACGGAAACUUAGUCAGUAUGAAAGUGGAAUCGCAAGU
Molecule: messenger RNA, 9721 nt
Organism: Macrobrachium nipponense
Lineage: Eukaryota; Metazoa; Arthropoda; Malacostraca; Decapoda; Palaemonidae
Product: tumor protein p63-regulated gene 1-like protein
Exons: 9
Coding region: 223-1386 (387 amino acids)
Cellular component (GO): cytoplasm
Source: RefSeq, a predicted model, not a curated record